This is a messenger RNA of Oncorhynchus mykiss (rainbow trout), 3197 nucleotides long. The record is from RefSeq and is a predicted model, not a curated record. Lineage: Eukaryota; Metazoa; Chordata; Actinopteri; Salmoniformes; Salmonidae.
CCAGCCAAAUGUAAGAUUAGAGCUAUUAUGAUAUAUGUGUGGCAGAACAGGUGGGACAGCUAGCCCUCUAAAAUGUGGGUGGACAACGACUCAAAGAUCGUGUAGGGCUCUUUUUUAUUUUCUUAGUAGUACAGGAUAAGGCAGGAAGGUUUAGAUUUUCUUCAUAUUUGUUUAUUUAUUAUUUUAGUUUGUAACCUGUGAUUGACUACACUCCAGUACAGUAGGUGGCGGCAUGCACCUCUAACGGUUGUUUACGGACCGCCAUAACACCAUAAACGAAGAAGCCGUAGUAAACGAAAGUGUACAGUGACCAAGAGCCAUUUAAUUGUUGUUAGACGUUUAACACCCUGGAACUCAACAUAAUAUUAAUUUAACCGCACAGUAUCACAUACUUACUCCCGGUAUUCUUUAAAUGUAAUUGGAGACGACUUGGUUGAUAGAUGUGAACUAGGUAACGCUAGCUAGCUGCUAACAAUGGCUAACUGUAUGGUUUUUCACUCUCAAAUGGCCUCCAUUAUGGAGGUUCUAGCGAAUGCAGCUGUGGCUGAGAUAUGUAAACUCGUAGAUGACGACUAUGCAGUGUUUCGUUUGGAAAUAACUCAAAGCCAGAAAGAAAACAGGGCAUUGCGGAGGAAACUACAGCUACUGGAAAUUAAGGUGGCACGGGACCGCGCAGAGAGGACAAUGCGAGAGCGCGUCCUCGCCAGUCAUCCCUGUAAUGUCAAGAUCCUCGACCGAUACAGAGGAAAGGCAAAAGGUGAAGGACAUCUCACUGGAGGCCACAGGAGCUUUGUGAAGCCAGCAGGACAAAAUACAUGGCGAGAUGACCACCCAAUCACUGUUGAUGAGGGGAUAGGAAACUCAACCCAUCAUGUUAUAGAGUCUGCAGAUGCAGAGGAUGCAGGUCCUGGGGUCAAGCAGGAGAUGACUGAAGGAGAGGAGGACCCACGGCACAGCAGAGACAUCCAGACUGGUGUGCCCCCUGUAGCCACGGAGAACCCCUCCACCUCCCAAGAGCAGUCCAGGACCCAAUGCAGCAUCAUGGAGGUCAGUGGAACGCUGAACGCCAUCCUCAAGUCAGAGACAGACACCGAGACUUUAACGGGGAUAAACCGACUGGGCUGUCAACCUGCUCCACGCUCAGAGUAUUUACUUUACGGCAACCUGAGCCCAAGGACUGUUCUGUCCCAUCGGGACUCAGGUGACACUUUACAGACUGUCAAUGAUCCAUCUUGUUCAUACACUACAGAGACAGAGAUGAUACCUGGUGACAUGCCUGUGGUAUUAGAUACACAGACUAAUCCAAUGAAAGUGGACUGGAACCAGUACAGUAGUAUAGGAUACUCGGAAGGGUGCCGAGAUAAGAAAGAGGAGGGUCUGGUCGUAGAUGAGGUGACUGUGAAAGUGGAGGGCGACGCUCCUCCCACAUGGAAUGCAGAUUGUCACUUAGGAGACGGACACUCACAGGGCAGAGAUUUCUUAGAUUACAGGGAAAGCUUAGAGACAAAUCUAAAUGUCACAACCCAGUCCCCUUUACACUCGUUCAGGGAUCGCAACCUAGUGUCAACAUCGAUGGGGCCUUCCGAUUCACAUGGCCGCGUCCUUUUCGAUCAGGUAUUGAACUCAAACGACAGGGCUAGAGCCCAGGUUCGGGGAGGAGGGUCCACAUCAGGCAAUAGUAAAGAGAAACGGUUCCUCUGCAUGUUCUGUAACAAAAGCUUCAGCUGCUCCCAGAAUGUGGAGAUCCACCAGAGGGUCCACACAGGGGAGAAACCCUUCAGCUGUACCCAGUGUCAUAUGCGCUUUGCCCAGGCUGGCCACCUGAAGAGGCACCAGAUGGUCCACACAGGGGAGAAACCCUACAGCUGCCCCCAGUGUGAGAAGAGGUUCUCCCGCCAGGACCAGCUGAAGAUCCACCUGAAUGUCCACACGGGAGAAAGGCUGUUUGCAUACAAACGCACUGCGGGAAGAGGUUCUCAGAGAGGCUCUACCUCAGGAUGCACCAGCAGAAAAAACAUUCCCCUCUAACAUAGAAAGUAACCAUUCCACUCAAUAGCUUCUGACGUUUAGAUCAAACCCUGCAUCAACAACAAAGAAGACUUUUCAGCAAUAAAGAUCCACAGAUUCAUUUGGAAUAACAAGAGUAACAGAUUUCAGUGUUGAAUAUUCCUGGGUAGAAUAUUGCAUCCAGACAUUGUGUGAUGUACAAUGGGGUCAGAAAUUAUUGACACACUUGAUAAAGAUGAGUAAUAAUGUCUUUAUAAAAUAAAUCAUUCAAACACUGAGCUAUAUUGUAUGUCAUUUUAAAAAUCUAAAUAUAAUGUAUUAUUUUAUACUAAUUAAAUUGCUCAGAGAACAAUAUUUAGUUUAACAAGUAAUAUUUUUUUUUCUCAAAAAGUUAGAGGUCAAAAUUAUUAUCACCGCUAAAGAUUCUUCUAGAUAAAGUAGUCAAGUUUGAUAUUUGGUUCCAUAUUCCUAGCAUGCGAUGUCUAAAUCAAACUUGUGACUUUACAAACUUAUUGGAUGCAUUUGCAGUUUUGGUUGUGUUUCAGAUUAUUUUGUGCCCACUAGAAAUGAAUGGUAAAUAACCUUUUACUGCAGUGGGCUAAAUCAGGGUCACAGAGUGUUUCUUGGUAGUCUUAAACAAAUCUACUUUGAAACAAAAGUACACUCCUCACACACAUGGUUAUGGGCUUAAAAAAGAAGACACUUGUACCAUGUCUGGUAUAGAGUUGAAAUGUAUAAAUGUUUGGCUUUGCAUAACAAUAUUAUACUUCAUAUACAUCAAAGACUGAAAUAUAACAAAUAGUUUGAAAUAGAAACAUCGGAUUUGACUUUUGCUUUUAAAGAAUGUCUAUCAAUAACAUUCCACCCAUGAGGUCUCUAGUGGGCAAUUUGGUUAGUUGACUGCAGGAAUUAAGUAUUUUUUUCCCAUAUUCAUAGCAUGCCAUGACUACAUCAAGCUUGUGACUCUACACAUUUGUUGGCGCAUUUGCAGUUUGUUUUGGUUGUGUUUCAGAUUAUUUUGUGCCCAAUAGAAAUGAAUGGUAAAUAAUGUAUUGUGUCAUUUUGGUGUCACUUCUGUUGUAAAUAAGAAUAUAAUAUGUUUCUAAACACUUCUACAUCAAUGUGAUUACUACCAUGAUUACUGAUAAUCCUAAAUAAAUUGUGAAUAAUGAGAAAUAUCAUACACACAA